This is a messenger RNA of Zygotorulaspora mrakii, 1218 nucleotides long. RefSeq lists its product as uncharacterized. Gene Ontology annotation, biological process: triglyceride catabolic process; phosphatidic acid biosynthetic process. The transcript has a single exon. Gene Ontology annotation, molecular function: triacylglycerol lipase activity; acylglycerone-phosphate reductase (NADP+) activity. Gene Ontology annotation, cellular component: endoplasmic reticulum; lipid droplet. Lineage: Eukaryota; Fungi; Ascomycota; Saccharomycetes; Saccharomycetales; Saccharomycetaceae. The record is from RefSeq and is a predicted model, not a curated record. The coding region runs from base 1 to 1218 and encodes 405 amino acids.
AUGUUUAAACCCGUAUCUAGGCCACGAAAGAGCUGCAAACGUAAAGGUGAGAAGGACGGUUCGAUCGCACAGCAGCUUUUCUGCCCAUUUACAUUCUGCGUGGUGAGUCCCCAUGACAACCGAUUUUUUUUCAUUUGCUAUCCACUUCUCGUGCUUAUCUCGCGAGAUUCGCGUUUGAGGCUUGAGGCACCAUCUGUAAUGAAAAAGAAUACAGGACUGGACAUAGACACCUGCAGAUGUAUAUAUGGCGACAUAAAUAUUCAGAAAUAUGAACUGAAAGUCUUCGCAGUCUUAAAGUAUUCCCUCUUAGUUGAGCAAUUCAUUUGCAAAUUUAUGUCACAAAAAACUUCACCUAAAAUAGCUCUCGUUACCGGCUCUAAUGGAGGGAUUGGCAAGGCCCUUGUGGAAGAGUUUCACCGUCGUGAAUACAAGGUAUACGCCACCGACCUUUUGUUCGCUACAGAGACAAAAUCAGAAUUAGAGUUGAAGGACGUCAUUUGUCUUUUGAUGGAUGUUACCUCUGAGGAAGAUGUUCGUCGAGUAAGCAAACAGGUAGCCUUAGAGAAUAAUGGAAGGUUGGAUUUUUUGUAUUGCAAUGCAGGAAGAGUUGAAGUCGCGCUUGCUGCAGACCUCAUAGAUGAACAAAUUAAAUCGUUGUACGAACUGAACUUAUUCGCAAACAUGCGUCUUGUGAGACAUUUUGUGCGCCCGUUGAUCAACUCGAAAGGGACUAUUGCAUUCUCUGGCUCGGUCACAAAGGACGUGCCUUUUCUUGGGAACAGUCUGUACAGCUCUUCAAAGGCUGCACUUGAUGAAUAUGCCUUUGUUUUGCACAGCGAACUCAGAAACUAUGGUGUCAAGGUGAUAGACGUUAUUGGAGGCUACAUAAAGACCCCCAUAUUCGAGUCUAGAGGCCCAAAGAUACCACCUGGCUCCAUAUAUGACUUUCCGAAGUUCAAAAAUUUGUUUGAUAAUCGAAGGGAAAGGAUGCAAAGCUCAAUUGAACGCGCAAUGGAACCAAAGGUGUUUGCUCGCCGCACCUUGGACAAGAUCGAAAAAGCUGACAUCAGUAUCUUCCGCAUCCACGAAGGUUAUAAGUCAGGCACAAUCCACCUUCUUUGUAAGUGGCUUCCAUCUAAUAAACUUGUUGAUUACUUUUUGAAAAGUUUGCAACUAGAUUUCAAUUAUAGGGAUCACUUGAAGGAUGAUAAAGUUUAA